Molecule: messenger RNA, 2178 nt
Organism: Armigeres subalbatus
Lineage: Eukaryota; Metazoa; Arthropoda; Insecta; Diptera; Culicidae
Product: beta-galactosidase-like
Exons: 9
Coding region: 201-2132 (643 amino acids)
Biological process (GO): carbohydrate metabolic process
Cellular component (GO): vacuole
Molecular function (GO): beta-galactosidase activity
Source: RefSeq, a predicted model, not a curated record
AUUUAUCUUGGUUUAGGAUUCAGUCUAGAGGAGAUAUUUGCGCGUUACGAUCCUCUUGUUGAUCAUCGGUGGAAUGCAGCAGUGAUAACUGCGGCAUGAUUAUAUUUUUAGCUUACAGAUAAAAAGCACUCUAGAACAUUUCUCAUUUUAAUCCCAUAAGUUGGUUCAUCAUAGUGCGUUAUAAAUAAUGAUCAAUUGAGAUGGUAUUAUCAAACAGUUUGUUGGUAUUUAUUGCCGUUGCGGUAGCCAUUAGUUGUCCUGUGAAUGGUCAGAGACUUCUCGAUAAUCGUCAGCGGACUUUCACUGUUGACUACGACAAUAACACAUUUUUGUUGGAUGGAGCGCCAUUUCAGUAUGUUGCUGGUUCGUUCCACUAUUUCCGCGCAAUGCCUGAGGCAUGGGGAUCAAUAUUGAAAUCGAUGCGAGCUGCCGGAUUGAACGCAAUCACAACAUAUGUGGAAUGGUCAAUGCACAAUCCCAAGGAAGGGGUUUAUAAUUGGAAGGGAAUUGCUGACAUUGAGCAGUUCAUCCAAAUGGCACACAAUGAAGAUCUUCUGGUGAUUCUGAGACCAGGCCCGUAUAUCUGCGCAGAACGGGACAUGGGAGGAUUCCCUUAUUGGCUGCUUCAUAAGUACCCUGGCAUUCAACUACGGACGGCUGACGUUGCCUAUCUGCGUGAGAUUCGAACGUGGUAUGCAGAGCUAUUUUCCAGACUGGAACCAUAUUUAUAUGGAAAUGGUGGUCCUAUAAUCAUGGUGCAGGUCGAAAAUGAAUACGGAUCGUUCUUCGCCUGUGAUUAUAAGUACAUGAAAUGGCUGCGGGAUGAAACAGAACGAUACGUCAAAGGCAAUGCUGUUCUCUUUACGAACAACGGACCAGGUUUAACACAAUGUGGAGGUAUAGAAGGAGUGCUCAGUGCGCUAGAUUUUGGUCCAGGAACAAGUCAAGAAAUUGAUGGAUACUGGCAAGAUCUUCGUAAACACCAACCGAAAGGUCCAUUAGUUAACGCAGAAUACUAUCCGGGUUGGUUGACCCAUUGGCAAGAGAAACAAAUGGCACGAACUCCUAUUGAACCAGUUGUGGCAUCCUUAAGAUACAUGUUGAGCUCAAAAGUGAACGUCAAUAUCUACAUGUUUUAUGGUGGAACGAACUUUGGAUUCACAGCGGGGGCAAACGAACAAGGCCCCGGCCGGUUUAUCCCGGACAUAACCUCAUACGAUUACGAUGCGCCGUUGGAUGAGUCGGGUGAUCCUACGCCAAAGUAUUCAGCCAUUCGACAAGUGAUUUCGGAAUUCUUCCCUAUGCCGAACGGCCCUUUGCCAACUCCCAUGCGAAAAAUGUCUCUCCCAUCCGUUGUUCUGCGACCGAUAGCCAACCUUCUGGACAAGCAAUUCCUUCGAGCAAUUGCAUCUCCUGAGGUGCGGAACGUCACACCUAUGACGUUUGAAGCUCUGAAUCAAUACUCCGGGCUAGUUCUGUAUGAAGCAUUAUUGCCGAACGACUUGAAGACUGAUCCCAUGAAAUUGACCGUCGAAAAAGUACAUGACCUCGGAUACGUUUUCGUGGAUACGAACUUCAUCGGAACAUUAUCUCGGCAGAACGUUAUAAGCACACUUCCUGUAACCCAAGGCAUUGGGGAAAAAUUGCAAAUUCUUGUUGAGAAUCAAGGGCGCAUCAACUUUGGAACGCCGAACGACUUUAAAGGAAUAGUUGGAAAUGUAUUCAUCGAUACUCAGAGGGUGCUCAAUUGGACAAUGACGGGCAUUUCGCUGGACAAAAGCAAAAUCGACGAAUAUAUUCAACGGAACAGAAAUAAACCUACCAAAAAAGCUCGGUUCCGCCAAGGAACGCCCCUGCGUCAAGGUCCAGCGGUUUUCUACGGUACUUUUGAUAUUGCGAGAAUAGAUAUCCUUGAUACCUACUUAAAUCUGUCUGGCUGGGGUAAGGGCGUCAUCUUUGUCAACGGAUUCAAUCUUGGGCGAUACUGGCCACGAGUGGGACCGCAGAUUACACUGUAUUUGCCGCGGCAUAUUCUUAAAAGAGAUAUGAAUCAGAUCAUUCUGCUAGAGUAUCAAACUAUUAAAACUCCGUUCAUGACUGUGGGUUUUGAUAGUUCACCAAAGUUCAACUGAUUUUGCCGGCAAAGUUUGUAUAAAUAAAAUACCUCCACGGUGCAAA